Messenger RNA from Paramecium pentaurelia, 814 nucleotides. The record is from the annotation of a GenBank genome assembly. Lineage: Eukaryota; Ciliophora; Oligohymenophorea; Peniculida; Parameciidae.
AAUGAGCACUAGCUAACAAGAAUUGUUUGAAUAUAUGAGUGAAACCUUAUAAACAUCUGAGAAGGGAUUAUUAGAAAUGCAAAAAUCACAUCCUCAAAGUAAGUUAAAUUAUCUAUUAUUUUUUAAGAUUUCCAAAAGCUUGUUGAAAAGAUGAAGCGAACUAUGAGAAGAGAGAAAGCAAAAUAAAGAAAGUAAAAAGAUGAACCAGAAAUUGUGUCAAGUAGUAAGAAAAUAAAAAGAAAGAAAGAAGAUGAUGAUCCAUUAAGAGAAAAUGAUAAGAAAACUAUAUAGAUGAUACGUAAUAGGAUAAGUGCCUAAAACUCAAGAGAUAGAAAAAAACAAUAAUUACAUCAAUUAGAAUCACAAGCACAAAAAGAACUUGACUAUAAUGCUGAACUAAGAAAACAACUAGAAGAACUUUAAGAGAAACAUCAAAAAUUGACAAAUAAGAGUUAAAAAAUAAGAGAUCAACUAUCAAUUCUAUAGCAAUUAGGUCGUGGAUCCAGAUUAGGUAAAAUAAGUCUUGCUCUCUUGACCCUUGUGUCAGUGUUUUCAGUAAUCUCUUAAAAAGAAGCACAUUAAACAAUAACAACUCCUCUAGUUAAAAUUGAAGAGAUAUCUAGUCAAAGUGCUUUGAGACCUAUAAAUUAUGAGAAAUCAUAUUCAAUUAUAGAUACAAAUACUUUUUUCGAAGAAGAAAAAUUAGGAGUUGGAAUUUCAGAGGAAUCAGAAAAUUGCUACAAUUAAUUGUUGCCAAUCCCCCUUUAUCGGUUAAAUUCAUAGAUAGAAUACGCUUUAGAGCAGCAUAGUUGAA